UCCGGUGAGCAGUCGAUGGUGACUGCACACUUGCGCGCGACGCUUGAGCGCCAGGGCUACCGCAUUGUCGGCAGCCACAGCGCAGUUAAGCUGUGCCGCUGGACAAAGCACCAGCUGCGCGGCCGCGGAGGCUGCUACAAGCACACGUUUUACGGCAUCGAGAGCCACCGCUGCAUGGAGUUCACCUGUUGCCUCGCUUGCGCCAAUAGGUGCGUCUUUUGUUGGCGCCAUCAGAAAAACCCAGUCGCAACGGCUUGGAACUGGCAAAUGGACGACCCGCAGCACAUUGUAGAGCAGGCUGUGCGUGAGCAACAGGAAAUGUUGCAAAUUUUUAAAGGUGCGCCCGAUGUGGCCAAGCACGAGAAAGUGCUUGAGGCGUGCGCUGUCGCGCAUUGCGCGCUGAGUCUCGUCGGCGAGCCCGUUCUCUACCCGCGCAUCCAGGAGCUGCUCGAUCAGCUGCACUCUCGGCGAAUCAGCACCUUUUUGGUCAACAACGGACAGUUUCCCGACCAACUCGACGCAAUUCAGCGCGUAACGCAGCUGUACCUCUCUGUCGACGCCGCGGACCCCGCGACGCUCAAAGCGCUGGGAAGACCCGUUUUCGUGGACUACUGGCAGCGGCUGCUCGCGAGCGUCGCGAAACUCGCGACGAACCCCAAUCGCACCGUGUUCCGACUGACGCAUAUCAAGGGCGGCAAUGACGCCGAUCCUUCCGGCUACGCGGAGCUCAUGAAGCUCGGACAGCCUUCUUUCGUCGAAUUCAAAGGCGUGACUUUUACCGGCGUGGGCUGCGGCGUUUCAAUGGCCAACGUGCCGCGCUUCGACGAGACGCAGGCGUUCGCACGCGCUGUUCUCGCCGCGUAUAACGCGCAGCGCGCGGCUGCGUCUGCGCUGCCUGUGUACGAAGUUGCUGCGGUUCACCAACACUCAGUCUCGGUCCUGCUCGCACAGACUAAGUACUUUUUCGAUGGCGCGUGGCACACGUGGAUCGACUACGAUCGCUACUUCGAGCUGCUCGCGCGCGGAGACGCGACUAUCGACGAAUUAUCGUAUAGUGCACCCACGCCAAUUUGGGCUUUGGAAACUGCACCGGAGCAAGGCUUCGACCCUUCGCAAACUCGGCAUCACCGGAACAAACUGCGCACUGCGGUCGCUUGUUCCGAAACCUGCAGCUGUUGGUGA
Molecule: messenger RNA, 1182 nt
Organism: Dermatophagoides pteronyssinus (European house dust mite)
Lineage: Eukaryota; Metazoa; Arthropoda; Arachnida; Sarcoptiformes; Pyroglyphidae
Product: S-adenosyl-L-methionine-dependent tRNA 4-demethylwyosine synthase-like
Source: RefSeq, a predicted model, not a curated record